Messenger RNA from Lymnaea stagnalis (great pond snail), 1972 nucleotides. The record is from the annotation of a GenBank genome assembly. Lineage: Eukaryota; Metazoa; Mollusca; Gastropoda; Lymnaeidae.
GCCAUUAAGCAAUAUCAUAAAAAAGAAUCCAGUGACAAAACACACGCCACCAUUGAAUGGGCUCAGGAGUGUGAGCGACUGCGUGCCCUGGCGGUGUGUGACCGUCAAAAGGCUGUGGAUCAAUUUUUAAAGCUUAUCGAUAAGAAACACUCCAAAGAGAUGCCUGUCACUGGCACAAUGAAAGACUUCAAGGUAGGAGACAUAAUAAACUUGGUGGGUUUACUUUGUAAUUUUAUGAUUUACUAAAUAAUUUGUGCGUUCCGUGAAAAAAAAAUAUUUAUAACAUGAAUAAAUUAUGAAAUUUUAUAUGUUUACUGUUGUAAAAGUGUUUUAUUUCAAAUUAUUUGUCUGCACAGUCCAAAUAUCUGAAGAAUGUUGUAAUUUUUAUAUGAAAUUAAAAAUGUUUUGGGACACAUCUGUAUAUAAUGUAAUUACUUCUCAGAGGCAAAAAAACAUUCCCGUUUUGAGUGAUAAAACAGAUCAAUUAAAGCCAGUUGUUGCCAAGAAAGUACAAGGGACUGACGUGAAAUCCAAGACUAGGAAACUAGACAAGAAAUCUGGUCAGAUGCAUGACAAUUAUGAAGAAGUGGAAAUGGACAUAGACAGUGAUAUAGAGAAGGAAAGUAGUCAAGGUAGGAGUGAGAUGAGUUUUAAUGAGUUAUGGCAUAGACUUGGGAUGGUGAGCUGUGAAAGAGGUUGUUUGUUUCAAAGUAGUACCAGGGAUAAAAAAUGUUUCGUUUAAGAAUGGAACAGUUAGUUGUAGUUUUUGCAUGCACUAAUAAUAAAUUAAUUUUUUUUACAAACGUUAAAAAUAAAAACUGCACAGGGUUUAAAAAGCAUUAUGUACAAAAUAUUGUAGACCUGCCAAAAUGUGAAAUUAGAUAAUACAUUUUAUGACUCCCCUUUUAAAUUAUCCUAUGUUUUGUAAGCAGGCAUUGCUAAAAGACAUGUUCAAUAAAAUAUUUGAUAUAUUUGCCAACAUAUUCAGUUAGUUCUGACAAAUUCGUUAUCUGCUAGAAGAGGUUCACUUUGACAAAAUCCGCCCUUCUGAAAACUCUCAAAACUGCCCCUCCGCCCCAACAUACUCACCAUUUAUUUAUUAUAUAUAGACCCCAAAAGUGCUGCCCAGGACAGUCCACCUUUUUGCACCCCCUAGGUUUGCCAUUGCAAAGUAGAUCACCAAACGACAUUUAUAAAGUGCCCAUUCCUGUAACACUGUGUUAUAAAGGGAAGACCCGUUGGUGACUAUUUACAUCCGUGGUAGAUUGGGAUUGACAUUCAGCACCAUCCAUAAUUUCUUAUUAUUUAUUUAUAAAAUUUUGAGUAUUCUCACAGUAUAAUAAAUGAAAUGUUCAUCUUCAUUUGUUACAGAGAAAAAGUUACCUAUGGAAAAACUGCAACUAGGAGCUGAUUUUAUGAGAGCCAUGCAACCAGUUUCAGCCUAUGUGAGUCUAUUUUGAAGCAAAGAUAUUUCUUUUAGCCUAAACUUCUCAAGCCAAACUUUCUAAAUUUAGUAAUUUUAGUAGCUUUUGAAUUUUACAAUGGCACUGAAGCAUCAUAUCUUCUGUUGAGAUGUCAAUUGAUGUAUUACUCAUGGUGAACUACCCGCAUGGCCUUUAUUUGAUAGUUUGCAUAACAUGAACAUUACCUCGUCCUAUUAUCUUUGAAACCUGUAUCUUCCUCUGAAUCUCACUACAAAAUAAGCGUGAUCCAUAUAGUAAGGUUUUUUACAUGUUCAAUAACAAAUGGAAAUAGUUUUACCUAAUAACUUUAAAAAAAAAAAAAUUUGAAAUUUCGAACAUUGUCAAAUUAAAAAAAAUAAAUAAAAUUUACAUCACUUUCUCCAUUACUUAUUAAUAAGAUUGAGAUUAAGAAAAAUCUAUUUCCCUAAUAGACAUUAUUUUAUUAUUUGGAAUAAUCAAUACAUUCUGUGUCUUUUCAGAAUUUUGAUUUCCCAGAUCCAAUACAGAGC